Molecule: messenger RNA, 1269 nt
Organism: Ustilaginoidea virens
Lineage: Eukaryota; Fungi; Ascomycota; Sordariomycetes; Hypocreales; Clavicipitaceae
Exons: 4
Coding region: 1-1269 (422 amino acids)
Biological process (GO): carbohydrate catabolic process
Molecular function (GO): L-rhamnonate dehydratase activity; magnesium ion binding
Source: RefSeq, a predicted model, not a curated record
AUGGCGUGCAGUGUCAGAAGCUUCCCUACAAUCAAGGCCAUCCGAUCCUUCGUGAUUGGUGGCGUGGGUUCCGGUGGUGACUAUCACAACGUAAAGGGCGGUCACUGGUUGAUCGACAGCGACAUCUCAACACCCUGCUCAAUAUGGGAACAGUAUCGCAAGUCGCGAACGAGCUGGGGUAUCAACAUCUUGGGGUCCUUUCUCGUCGAGAUUGAAGCUUCGGAUGGCACCGUCGGGUUGGCCACGGGGUUUGGAGGCCCCCCCGCCUGCUGGCUUGUUCACCAGCACUUUGAACGUUUCUUGAUCGGGGCAGAUCCUCGCAACACGAACCUCCUCUUCGAGCAAAUGUACCGCGGGUCCAUGUUCUACGGUCGCAAGGGACUGCCCGUGGCCGUCAUUUCCGUCAUCGACCUCGCCAUCUGGGACUUGCUGGGAAAGCUGAGGAACGAGCCCGUGUACCGGCUCAUCGGAGGCGCUGCCAGGGAACGCCUCAACUUCUACUGCACCGGCCCGGAGCCAACCGCGGCUCGCGACAUGGGCUUCUGGGGCGCCAAGGUACCCUUGCCGUUCUGUCCAGAGCAAGGCCACGUCGGUCUCGGAAAAAACGUCGAGUUUCUCCGAAACCACCGAGAGUCGGUCGGGCCCGAUUUCCCCAUCAUGGUUGACUGCUACAUGAGCCUGAACGUGUCCUACACCAUCGAGCUCGUCGAAGCCGCCAAGCACCUCAACAUCAGCUGGUGGGAGGAGUGCCUCUCGCCCGAUGACACGGACGGAUACGAGCAGAUCAAGCGGGCGCACCCUGCCGUAAAGUUCACCACGGGAGAGCACGAGUACUCCCGCUACGGGUUCCGCAAGCUCAUCGAAGCGCGCAACCUGGACAUUAUCCAGCCCGACGUCAUGUGGCUGGGCGGCAUGACUGAGCUCCUCCGCGUAUCUGCCAUGGCGGCCGCCUACGACAUUCCCGUCGUGCCGCACGCCAGCGGGCCCUACAGCUACCACUUUGUCAUUUCUCAGCCAAACACGCCCUUCCAGGAGUACCUGGCCAACUCCGCCGACGGCAAGAGCGUGUUGCCCGUCUUUGGAGACUUGUUCGUUGACGAGCCCAUCCCCACCAAGGGCUUCUUGACCGCAGCAGACCUGGACAAGCCCGGGUUCGGCCUGACCAUCAACCCUGCGGCCAGGUCCAAGUUGAUUCCUUCAGCCUACUUGUUGAGCCCGCCGCCGAGGCCGGCUCUGACGCUCGUCGACCCAGUAGAGACCGAAGAAUGA